CCAUCUGGAAGGAACAGUCCACUAAGCCACAGCAAGAAUGAAGCUAAUGUUACUCUUAGGAGUUCUCCUGGCACUGUCUGUGGUUGCACUGGCCCUAAAGGACCCGAUCUGUGGUCAACUGCCGGCAAGGCAGGGCGAAGCUGGACAGAGAUGCUUUGCCUACAUUCGCAAAUAUACCUACUAUCCUCACAUGGACAAGUGUCAACUGUUUAUAUACGGCGGAUGUGGUGGCAACGAUAAUAAUUUCAAAACAAUUGAGGAAUGCGAGGCUACAUGCAAGGAAAACCACACCCAAGUAUAGAUGCCAAAAACAAAUAAGAGAGGCAUGGAAAAUGUUUGAGCAAACUUUAAAUAAAGGACACCAAAACUCAAA
Molecule: messenger RNA, 373 nt
Organism: Drosophila subobscura
Lineage: Eukaryota; Metazoa; Arthropoda; Insecta; Diptera; Drosophilidae
Product: PI-actitoxin-Aeq3a-like
Exons: 2
Coding region: 38-301 (87 amino acids)
Molecular function (GO): serine-type endopeptidase inhibitor activity
Source: RefSeq, a predicted model, not a curated record